This is a messenger RNA of Guillardia theta CCMP2712, 3753 nucleotides long. RefSeq lists its product as hypothetical. Gene Ontology annotation, molecular function: protein binding. The coding region runs from base 1 to 3753 and encodes 1250 amino acids. The transcript is spliced from 12 exons. Gene Ontology annotation, cellular component: 90S preribosome; nucleus. The record is from RefSeq and is a predicted model, not a curated record. Lineage: Eukaryota; Cryptophyceae; Pyrenomonadales; Geminigeraceae.
AUGCCUUCCCGUCAGCGUAUUGGAGGCAGCAUCGCAGGAUUCUUCUUCCUCCUGACAGUCUGCAAUGUUGAGAUCUGUAGAUCCAACGCAUGCCCACAUGCGGCGACCCUCUCUUCAAGAGCCAUGUCCCCCAGGGCAGUCACGACAGCGUCUGCUUUCCUAAGACUGCACGGCCUCCGUGGCGGUCAUGCGAGCAUGGACGAGGAUUCAGAGACGGAGGAGGAGAGGUUGACGAAACAGGAGAGGAGGAAGCGGGUGCGAGAGAGGAAACGGCUGGCGGCAGACGCCAAGUAUGCUGACAGGCAGCGGGCAAGAGCAGAAGAAAUUCUGGAGCAGGAGCGGCCGCAGGUAGCAACGGGGGGGAUAAGGUACACGCAGACGUCGAGAGAUCACAAGAGCAACCUGGCGGAGAGAGGAAAGUUGGAGAGCGUCGAGGAGAUGUGGAUGAGGGAGGUGGAGAUAGCUUCGAAGACAGGAGCGAUCAUGCCGACGUUCGAAGACGUUGCCAGGAGAAGAGAAGAGAUGAAGAGGAAAAUGUUCAGCUUUCACGUGUCGAACAGCGAGGAAGGUUCGGAAGGAGCGUCCAGGGAGGAGGAGGAGGAGGAGGAGGAGAGGACAGCGGGAGGUUGGACAUCGCUCAACGCCGUGAGCAAGGCAAGGUCGACUUCGAAGCUAUCGAGCUCUUCCUCAGAAGAAGACUCGGAGUUUGAGAGGAAGAAGCAGGACGCAGGAACGCCAACUGAUAAGGAGAAUGCGUUGAGAAGAAAGUUGGAGAAGAAGCUAAAGGACGGGCAGGAGCUAUUUCUCAAGGGCAUGUACAAACAAUCUGAGAUUGAUUCCUUGAAGAAGCACGUGGAAGGAAAGCUGCGGGAGCUGGACGGAGCUGCUGAAGCGAGGAAGGAGAGAGUUCAGAGGAGGAAGAGGGAGGAAAAGGUGAAGGAGAAGCUGAAAGCUCUCAAGGUGUCGAGCGCGGACUUCAAGUCCCUGGAAGAUGCGGAGGAUUAUCUUGAGAACGUGAAGGUGGAUGAUUUUGAUUGGGAAGCGAUGCGGGAUGCGGUAGAAGACGAAGAGAUGGAGGAGGAGGAGAGGGGCAAGAAGGAAAAGAAGAAACAAAAGGGCAAGAAGGAAAAGAAGAAACAAAAGGGCAAGAAGGAAAAGAAGGACAAGGAAGAAAACAAGGAAAACAAGGAAAACAAGGAAAACAAGGAAAACAAGGAAAACAAGGAAAACAAGGUCAAGAAAGAAAACAAGGAAAACAAGGAAAACAAGGUCAAGAAAGAAAAGAAGGACAUGAAGGAGAGGGAGAAGGAGAGGGAGGGAAUGAAAGACAAAGGGACCAAAGAGGAAAUAGAACGGAAGAAGAGGAAGCAAAAGGAGGAGGAGGAGGAGGAGGAGGAGGAGGAGGAGGAGGCGCGGAGGAUGAAAAAGUUGGAGGAUGAGUUUGUCGACGACAACUUGAGAGACCGAGAAAAGAAACUCGAAGGAAGAAACAAGGGGGUCAAGGACGAGGGUUUGAAGGGGAGCAAACAUGGUUCAAAGAGACAUGGCGAGGUCGAUGAAUUGUUUGAUGAUAAAGUCAUGGCAAGCAAACCUAAUACAAGGUUGAAGAAAGUGGCAAAGAGAACAAAGGAGAAAGAUAACAAGCCUUUCAAGAUGGAUGGUAUGGACGUGGGGAAGGAGGAGAAGGAGGAGGAGGAGGGAGUUAUGAGAGACGAAGUUGACCCCAAGAAACGUGAGGAGGAGAUUCUGGCCAAGGUAAGAAGAGCGACGAAGGCGAUCAGGACAGGUCAAGACAUGGCGGACGUCAGCGACAGUGAAGAUGAAGAGGAAACGAGAAACACACAAGGAAAGAAGGACGGGAAAGAGAAGCGAGUCGACGCUGCAAGUCAGAUGUCGAACCGGCCGACGAAACCGUUACCGUCCAUGAAAGUGCUGGAGGCAGCGUGGAAAGCCUCGAACAGGAAAAAGACUCAGGAGAAGGGGAUAGAAUACACCGAUGAACACUUCAAGAAGGGUGUGUCGUUGGAGGAGAUGAUUCGGAAGAAACAGGAGGAAUCUAUGUCAAUAUCCUCAUCUUCAGAGGAAGACGACUCGGACUCAGAUGAAGAUGAUGAUGAUGUGGAAGAGGAUGAGGAUGAGGUGUUUUGGAUCAAGAGGAAGGGAGGGAUGGACCUGCGAUCGUCCUUGAACUACAUGCAGCAGAACGUGAACAGCAGGAAGAAAUUUGCAACUUGUGUUGAGACAAUACUGCUGUAUGCUACCAACAUCGUCAACAACCGCCAAGACGAGAAAGUUCGCGUGAUCAGACGUGGCAACGCAAUGUUCCAAUCCCGCGUCGCAAGUUGCAAGGGAGGGCUGAGGUGUAUGUAUGCCAUAGGGUUCAGACUAGCAAAACUUCCGUCGGCACAGUCUACCUCACUGCCAAAAUUGGUUGGAAAACAACAACCUUCGUCGUCUCUCGACGAUCAAUACCUGUUCAUGCCUUCGAUUCCUGUGGAGAUGUCACAGUUGCGAACGACGCUGGAGCAGGUGUUUCUGAAGCACUCUUUUGGCAAGGGAUUUUCCAUUAUAAGUCUGCGGGAGAAUGAAGCAUUCAAUGUCUGUAAGAACAACAAGACUGAGAAUGUGGUUUUCUUCGAAGGGCUUCGAGCUAUCGAGAUGUCGAAAUUCACGCCAUCUGCAUUGUUGGCGAAUGCAAUCGAGGACUCACGAGAUACUUUCCUUGCCCAAGACAUCCAUGAGGAUCAGUUCGUUGAGCCGUAUUCAUCGUAUGUCAACAGCACCAGCAGCUUCAAGAGGGAUCGCGCAAACGCGCUUGCGAGUUACAUCAAAGAGCUGUGUCCUAAUUGGAAGGUUCAACUUUGUCAGAAAGACUCCAACGCACUUCUCCCGGAUCUCUACAACUGCGGCAUUGGUGUUGAGCUGGACAUAGAUCGCCCAGAUGUUGUUCAUCCUGACAGGAGGAUCGUUCUCAUCAAACAAUCUUUGACAAAAGGCCCAGGCAUAUCGUUUGUUUGCUCCACAACCAUGCAAGCAUCUCACUUUUCCAUCUUGACAGCGGACAUCUGCGGGUUGAAAGAGCAAGAUUACAUCAUCUCUGUUGACGGAAAGUCUUUGAAGAAGGUGAUAGCUUCGGGUCCGAUCAAAGAUCGCAUUGCCGACGUUGCAAACAUGAUAUGUGGAGAAGCUGGAACGAAUGUGACCCUGACAAUUGUCAGACCCCCGUUGAGUUUAAUGUUACUCGACAAGCUCUACAAGAAAGAAAGACCAGAUCUGAUCCCUGAAAUCACAUCCUUCAACAUCAGUAUCACGCGAGGGCAAAGAUACAUCUCCAACCGCGCUGCCCCAGUCCUCCUCAUCCUCUGUAUCUCUACAGAGCGCUGCAAGAUCAUCUCAGACGCCAUCUCCGAGUUUGACGGCGAGUGCCCCGUUGCCAGGCUCUUCCUUCUCAAGCCUCAGAUGCUUCAACAUCGCCUCCAGAGGUCUUUGAUCGACUCAAGGAUCUUCGUGGGUACUCCAGGAAAGUUUUGUCGUCUCGCUGAGAUGGGAGCCUUCGACCUGCACAACCUCAAGUACGUCCUGGUCGACAUGUGGGUAGACAGCAAGGCCAGGAGUCUGACGAGCAUGGCUGAAACUCGAUCCGACCUCUUCAAGUUGUACUUUGGUCACCAACACUUCAAUAUGCAUCGGAAGAUUGAAAUCAGUCACCUCCUCUGGGAACGUCAAGGUUGGUUUCUUCUGAUGUCUCUUUGA